GUGAGUAGAAAAUUUCUUAAUAAAGAAAAAUGAAAGGAAAAAAAUAAAUAAAAUAACAGAAGUUGUCACAUGUGCUGUGGCUUGGGCUCCAUUGCGGAGAAAGUGAGUCAGCUCAGUAGCAGCACCAUGGAUGUAGUGACCUAUAACGAUGUGCAUGUCAACUUCACUCAGGAAGAGUGGGCAUUGCUGGAUCCUUCCCAGAAGAAUUUCUACAGAGAUGUGAUAUUGGAGACCUAUAUGAACCUCAUUGAUAUAGGCUACAAUUGGGAAGAUCAUAAAGUUGAAGAACAUUGUCAAAGUUCUCAAAGAUAUGGAAGAUACAUCAUAUGUCACUCUGGAUACAAGCCAUACGAGCACAGGGAUAUAGAAAGAAGCAAUGUACCUCUCCAUCUCAGAACAAUUAGAAGAUAUGUAGUACUUACGUUGAGUAGAUUUGUUGAAUGUAAUUCAAGUUUACAAGUAAUCAGUUUUCCAGCUUCAAUGGGAAUACAUCAACAAACACACUGCAGAAAAGCCCUAUGA
Messenger RNA from Peromyscus eremicus (cactus mouse), 522 nucleotides. Its product is annotated as zinc finger protein 431-like. The coding region runs from base 70 to 522 and encodes 150 amino acids. Gene Ontology annotation, biological process: regulation of DNA-templated transcription. The transcript has a single exon. The record is from RefSeq and is a predicted model, not a curated record. Lineage: Eukaryota; Metazoa; Chordata; Mammalia; Rodentia; Cricetidae.